Messenger RNA from Blastomyces gilchristii SLH14081, 450 nucleotides. RefSeq lists its product as uncharacterized. The record is from RefSeq and is a predicted model, not a curated record. The transcript has 2 exons. Lineage: Eukaryota; Fungi; Ascomycota; Eurotiomycetes; Onygenales; Ajellomycetaceae. Bases 1 to 450 code for a protein of 149 amino acids.
AUGCAGAACCUCUCAGAGAGUUUACUUAAAGCAGUAAGAAAAGCAGCUGAGACUGCUGAACUGGAAUCAAAGCUCUGUACAUGUACAAGGAUUCUAAAUGAGAUUGAGGCCUUGUGUACACAGUGGCAGGCUGAGGUGAAAGCUAAACAACAAUUGACAUUCGCUGCGGAUCAAGCAUCCACUAUGAAGAGCUUCGCCGACGCAAUCGCCACCAUCAAUAAGAAUAGAGAAAACCAGAUCUUAGGCCUGCAGCGGGAGAUCGAACAUUUACACAGACAGGUGACUACACAUGAUGAGAUCUAUGUCAACUAUGAAAUGCCGCGCGAGAUUCUAACUGAUAACAGUGCAAACCUUGUAGAAGAAGCAACAAACAGGAAGAUGAAACACUUAAAUGAAAUCUUGAGCAAUAUGCUGAUGAAAUAUCUAGUGAGCAAGCCUACAAGACUAUGA